Podarcis muralis (Common wall lizard) is the source of this 6385-nucleotide messenger RNA. The record is from RefSeq and is a predicted model, not a curated record. NCBI's taxonomy places the organism in Eukaryota, Metazoa, Chordata, Lepidosauria, Squamata, Lacertidae.
CCCUGAGUGUAUAUAAAUAAAUAAAAGCAGGCACAUUGUAUCCCCAUUUUUAUUGCCCUUGCAAAGUGUUGCUUUUGAAAAGUGGUUGGCCAACUGAAAUACAUUAGCUACAAUUGUUAUCAAGCCACAAUGGUCUUUAUGCAUGGGACAAGGAAAUGAACCAGUCAGGAGGCAGCACAGUUAAUGACAGUGACAACAACUAGACAAAGUAAAAGGAAUGGAGGAAGAUUAUGAUGAUCGACAAAUUGAAGAAGAAAUAGAACUUGAAUUAAGCAAAAUCAGUUUUUCAUCCUCUGAAAUAGAUGAUCCUAAUCUUGAUCCUGAUUUAUCAGCAGAAGCUUCAAGUGACAGCGAACCAAUUUCAGAUGAGCUACCAGAAUCAGUUAUCCAUUAUUUGAAUUUUGUGAAGAGGAGCAGCCACAAUGCAGAAAAGCUAAUUUUGCAAGAUUUGGAAAACGAUGAAAUAUCAAGUGAUAUAUACAAGGUAGUUCCUAAUAAUGCUUCAGAAUGCUUGGCUGAGUUGGCUUCUGAAUAUAAUGAAGACCCAGAAGAAUUAAAGAAAAGGGUAUUGUCUGAAAUAGAAGAUGAAGAUGAAGAACAACAACAGAUCAACGUGACUUCUGAUAAUACAAUAGAGGCCAAUGAUAAUGGAGACAUUGCUUCCAGUGAAAUUGCUGAUAGAAGUUCUUUGACAGAUGAUGGUGACACAGACCUUAGCUUUACUUUCCAAGAAGUUGAAGAAAGAUGCAAGCGAGAAUAUGAGCUCUGGGAAGAAAAGCAAAAUGAACUUGAAAAUGAAAGAAUAAAACAGUUGAAAAUUAAGAAGUGCAUGGAAGAAACACAAAAUGAAGAGGAGGAAAAAAGGAGGCAACUACGGCAGGAGGAACUGGAGGCUGAAAGAAUGAAGUUAGAAAUGUUCCAAGCGCAACAACAGACAAUGAUGGAAAAGGAGCUGAUGAAAGAGGAGAAGUCUUGGAAAGAACAAAUGAGACAGCAUGAGGAAUUGAUUAACAACUUACAGAUACAAAUAGAAGAAGAAAAGAAGGCAUUUGAAGAACAACAAGCUAUGGAAAGACAACACUUGGCAGAACUGCAGAAUAUGGCCGCUGUAAAAAUCCAAGCUACCUUUAGAGCCUUCUUGGUAUACAAAAAAUAUUCCCCUGUCUUGAAAGAAAGGAAAAAAGAACUGGAAAAACAAAGAGAAUUGCAAGAAGCGAUGCAAAGGGAAAGGAAAGAAAAGCAGGAAAGAUUGAUGAAGAGGGCCCUAGAGAAGAAGGAACAAGAGGAGAAAGAAAGAAAGAGAUGGGAAGAAAAAGAGAGGCAAGAACUUGAGGAAAAGAUGAAGAGGCAUGAAGAAUAUGAAAAGAAGAAAGAAAUUUUGAGACUUCAGCGAGAACAACUAAUAUUGGAAGAACUGAAAAUGAUAGAAAAAGGCCACCUAGAAUUUGUGAUAGAAAAGAAAAUGGAGUCUGAAAAUGUAGAUAAAGAAAAACUGUUGGCUAAAAACAGAAAAAUAAUUAAAGAAGUCAAAGAAGGUGAUGAAACUGAAAAAUCAGAAAGGCAAAUGAAACUGGACAAUAUUGAUAAAGUUACAAAAAUAACAAAGAAAUUAAAAGCAAAAGAACAGGUAGAAGAACGAAAGGAAGAAGAAACUGCCAAAAUAAAAAGGGGAAUGGGCCCCCCAAAUACAGAGAAGGCUUUAGAAAUAGCAAAUAAGGAGGAAGAAAUCAAAAAGGUAAAAGAAGAGGAGGAAGAACAGGUAGAAGAACGAAAGGAAGAAGAAACUGGCAAAAUAAAAAGGGGAAUGGGCCCCCCAAAUACAGAGAAGACUUUAGAAAUAGCAAAUAAGGAGGAAGAAAUCAAAAAGGUAAAAGAAGAGGAGGAAGAACAGGUAGAAGAACGAAAGGAAGAAGAAACUGGCAAAAUAAAAAGGGGAAUGGGCCCCCCAAAUACAGAGAAGACUUUAGAAAUAGCAAAUAAGGAGGAAGAAAUCAAAAAGGUAAAAGAACAGGAGGAGGCUAAAUAUGGAAGAAUGAAACUAAUUGAGGAAAAGCAACAGAAAGUUGAAACACAGGAAAAAGAGUAUGAGAAAAAGAAACAAGAUGAAAUACAUGAAAUGAUGCAUGUAGGAAAUGAUGACAGAUACCGUUUUUUGACAACUGUGGAAUUUCAGGGAAAUGGUAAUACAAAUGCUCUCAAUAGUGAAACUAUUACAAUAGUUAAUCAGGAAGACAGCAGGCAUAGCAGUUGCAUCAGCAUGGAUGUUCAGCUAGAUUCUGGAGGCGCUGGACAGAUAGAUGGGUCUUAUGCAUCUGAAAAUAUUAAAAUAGAGCUUGCUUUAAAAGAAAUUCAUGAGGAAGUCACUAGUCGUUGGGCCAGAUGUGAGAAUUCAGUCAAUUCUUUUGAGCAACCGCUCGUGCUUUCAGAUUCUAUUGAAAAGAAGAGGUUAGCGUGGAUGAAAGGAUGUAAAUCCUGGUCUAGAAUUUAUAGGGAACACCAGGGGAAGAAAAUAGUUGAAAGAAGCAGGCCAUGGAAAUGCUCCUCUGGUCUGAUGCCUCCUCUGUGUGCUGCCAUGAUAAUGCAGGCUGGCCCUUGGAAUUCUCUGCAACAGGUGACCACAGUUACCUUUCAAGAUUUGCCAGGCUGCAGCCUCUCCACGUUGUCACAGUGUUCAAAGCUACAAUUUUUGAGUCUCAGACGUUGUGGAUUGCUUUCUUUGGAAGGACUCAGCAACUGCAAAGAUCUAAAAUACAUAGAUGCAGAGGAAAACAAUAUUAAAGGGAUUAAUUGUGAGAAUCUUGAAAAUCUCUGCAUUCUAAUUCUGAACAAAAAUGACAUUUCAUCCCUUCAUGGUUUAUAUGGCUGCACUAAUCUUUGGAAUCUUGAACUUUCCUACAAUAAAAUCACUCGAAUUGGUGGAUUGGAGUCAUUGAAAAAUCUUCAGCGACUUGUUAUUGAUCACAAUCAAUUGAUCAGCACCAAAGGACUAUCUCAUACUCCUACUCUAGUGUAUAUAGAUUGUUCCUUUAAUCAUCUUACUCAUAUUGAUGGCAUUGAAAAUUGUGGCCUUCUUCAAAUUCUGAAGUUACAAGGGAAUAACUUCAAUGAGUUCCCCAGCCUGGAAAAUCAUGUUUUGCUAAGAGAAUUAUACUUGGAAGACAACAGCAUCUCAACAAUGGAAAAGCUUUCUACAUAUUGGCUGCCUUUACUACAGAUACUUUUUAUCUCACAAAACAGUUUGACUCAACUUGCACCUCUUUUUUCGUGUGUGUCUUUGGAAAAGCUAGAUAUCAGUAACAACUGCUUAUUAGAUCUUAACAGUGUCAUUCAGUGGCUUGGUGGUUGUGAUAGCCUAAGAGAAUUAUCCUUGCAAGGAAAUCCACUUCUUCAGGAAGAGAACUGGAGGCACUCUUUACUUAAAGUUCUUCCCAGUCUGAAUGUGCUUAAUGAUGAAAACAUAAAGUCUGAUGCAGAAAAUGCAGAUGAAAGAAUGAUGAAAAAAGCACAGCCAGGAAGCUUUGCAGCAUUUUGUCAAGCUCAGAUUCAAAAAAUUGAUUUAGUCAGCAAAAAAGCCACAACUAGGUUAAUUGAAUUCUCUGCAGAUGCUGUACAGCUCCAGUGUUGGUAUCUUAAGAAGCUGAUGAAGCUAAGUAGUGAGCACCGUUACGCACAUGAAUAUGGAGUUCUAAAUGCUACUGAAGGAGAGGAACCAGUAAAACGGACAGAUCCUUUGAACCAAGAAGCCAUUAACAUCACAGAGCAAAAUAACUUCAGUAUAAGUGGUGUAAAACAAAAUAAGCAAGACUCAUUCAUUAUGGCUGAAAGACGGAGUGCUCCUGGCCACACUCAGGCUAUGUCCGUUAACUCUUUCGUGACAGUGUCUGGAAUGGGGAAAAAUGGAGAACACAGACAAGAGGACAUUAUUCAAUAUUCCCUUAAUCACAAUGAGGAAAGCAAAGAUAACGUAUUAAUCAGUCUACAGAGAAACACGUUCAGCAAGCAAAUGAUGGAAAGCAAUGAAGGAAAUUCUCUUCAACAUUUUGACAGUUCACAAAACUUGGCAGCCACAGUCAUCCAAUCACACUGGCGAAGCUACUGUGCUCGUAAAAAGAUAAAUUUCUACACGUGGCAACAUCUGGCUGCAACUGUGAUCCAGUCUUAUUGGCGAAGCUACUAUACCAGGAAAAGGAUUGUCAACCUAAAGAAGGAAGAUCACCAUGAUUCCACGGUCAAGCAUGAAGCUGCUACUAAACUUCAGGCACUCUGGAAAGGUUUCCGUCUGCGAAAGAAACUGGCCAGUGCUUUGGCAGCUGUUAAAACUGAUGAAGCUGAUGAUGACUAUAGCGAAAUAGAUGUGGAUGGCUUUAUGUUUGAUGAAGCUGUCAUAGAGAAAGAAUGGCCAGCUUUGGAUUCCACCCGCUUCCUUUCACAAACACUGCUAUUCUCAGACCAAUUGCCCUCGCCAAAGUAUAAUGAACCUACAGGAUGUGGGGACAAUUCACAUCAUUUAAAGUGGCUUCCACAUAAAACUCGGCAGCUUAAGGAAAGACCCAAAUCAUUCUUGUCAGAAAGCAGUCAGAUUAGUAACAGGUCAGAGAAGAGCACUCUCUCACAGCUUUCUGACCUGAAACUCCCCCAAAGGUCAUCACAAAGAUCAGAAAAAGAAGAAAAAAUUUCAGAAGAAUGGGGUUUUAAAGACAUUUCUACUGCACAGUUGAUGCUAAAGAGAGCACAUAAAAUGAAAGCAAAGAAAUCUAAUAAGCUUGACCCAGCUGUGCGCCUGGCGUUGUUCAAAAACAAUGAAAAUAAACAUCCCCCUGUGAAACCACCAAAGAAGGCACAGACUGCAAAAACUGGUUACUUUGAAGGUAAGGAAGAAGCAUUUGCUUAUGGUUCCGCAGAUAAGAUGGAAAGGAACAAAGAACGUACAUACCAAUGGCUUCAUACACAGGUUUGGGAUUUUGAAGCAACUAGCCCCAGAAAUGAAAAAUGCAAACAUUUCUUACCUGAGAUAGAUCCAGAGGUUAUCAAGGGAGGAAGAGUUCAACAUGUGACAAGCCCUGUAAGGAGAGAAGACACGGAUUUAGAGCUUGUUUCCAUGACCAGUGGAAGUACUUUGACUCAGAACAAAGAAAAAAAUAAUCAGCCACACAGACACUCUGCAGGACCUUCAAAAAAGGAUGCACCUGUGCCUGAAAGAUCACCUUUGGGGCCCUCGCACAAAGAGCGGAUCUCAUUUCGAGACCAUCCAGUUCAGCUCAGCGGUGGAUGGGGAAGUGGCAAAAAGAAGGCAAAAGCUUUGAAAUAGUCAUUGGACCUUCAGCAUUUAAAACAUAUGGUGAGCCUGUGCAUUGCCAUUCUUUUUGGAUUCUGCAGAUGGAAAGUUCCUCAGCUCCAUGUAUGCUGUAUUUUAUUUUACGCUGCAUGAUUUCCCACCUUUUCUUCUUCUUUGGCUAAGUUCUUUUAUAAAUAUCAGAGAAAUUACAAUAUUUGUAUCUGAAAUUUAUUUUUGCAGUAUGGUUUAAAAGCAUGUAUGGAAUUAUUAUAAAAUGGCUGGUAUGAUCCGGUGAACAAAUGGAUGUAUACGUACAAUAAUGUUUUGUGAUUGUGCAGUGGUAUGUGACCGAGAUAGCCUGAUCCACAGUUGGAUUUAAGUACAUGUUUUUAAACUCAUUUCCUGUACCUCUCAAUCAAGCAAAACAAAUCAAAAUCAAAUUGGCCCAAAUCUAGGUAUUUUGCUUCUCUGCUUUGUAGAUUGGAAUAUGUAUCUGUUAAAAAGUAAAAUGUGGAAUGUCCAUCUUAUUCCAAACAUAUUAAUGAUGUAAAUAUGUUUUGUGUAAAAAAUGCAUCAAUUUCUCCCCAGCAGUUGCACACCCCAGUGGGGUGACUGAAUGCACAUUCACAGCACAUUAAAAUUCAGUAAUGUGAUAUUAAGAUCUGUUUCAUAAUUCCAAAUUAUGUUUAUUAUUUUGUGGUACAUUGGCAGUCUUCUUACUUUUCAGGUCUGCUACCCUAUUUUCCAGAAUUAAAGUAUAACUUUUAACAUCACACAACAAUUUUGUCCUAGCCUAUUACUUCAGUAUCGGUCAAAAUCUACCCUUUUGUAGCCUCAUGAUGAGUCCGUCCCUUCCAUGCCACUGAUACUAAUGUUGUUUGCAUUACUUCAAUGCAUGUAUGCUUUUCUUACUGAAGCAAUGUUUCGGUUAGCGUGGUACAAAUUGCUGACAGAAUCUGGAGAAACAAUUCUUUGGUUUUAAACUCUUCUAUUUACUUUGGUGUCAUUAUAUCCCACUGGAGCCUUGACCCACUCAGAAAUACUGUUGAAAUAGAAAAGCUAAGACAAAAAUCAAGGCUUCAGUCAAUAAAAAUAAGAAAGAUGUAUUAA